This is a messenger RNA of Lucilia cuprina (Australian sheep blowfly), 439 nucleotides long. Its product is annotated as NADH dehydrogenase [ubiquinone] 1 beta subcomplex subunit 2, mitochondrial-like. The record is from RefSeq and is a predicted model, not a curated record. Bases 84 to 368 code for a protein of 94 amino acids. Gene Ontology annotation, cellular component: mitochondrial inner membrane. The transcript has 3 exons. NCBI's taxonomy places the organism in Eukaryota, Metazoa, Arthropoda, Insecta, Diptera, Calliphoridae.
AGUAACCAAUAACUUUACUUCACUAUAGUAGAAAUUAUUUCAUAUUUUUCAUUAAAAUAAAGCUAUUGAAGUUUAAAUUCGAGAUGAUUUCAAGAAUUCAAUUACUUUAUAAACCCAUUUUAAGAAAUAUUUCUGCAAGAUGUGGUAAACAAAUUGAUUUGCAGUUUAGAAAUAGCCAUGUCGUUUCCUAUCGAGUUGCACCGCCUCCCCAUUCAAAAGCCACUCAAAUUGGUGCUGAACUUGUGGGAGCUGCUAUGUGGUGGUGGGUUCUUUGGCACUUGUGGCAUGAAUACGAACAUAUUACUGGCGAAUUUCCGUAUCCAGAUGCAGCAAAGUGGACCAAUAAGGAACUUGGCGUUCCUUCGUAAAAAUAUAAAAUUGUGAACACAUUUACUCAUUAUUAUAUGGUAAAUAAAUAUUAAUAAAAUUAACGAAAAAU